Messenger RNA from Eutrema salsugineum, 813 nucleotides. RefSeq names its product tetraspanin-9. Gene Ontology annotation, cellular component: plasmodesma; plasma membrane. Gene Ontology annotation, biological process: auxin-activated signaling pathway. NCBI's taxonomy places the organism in Eukaryota, Viridiplantae, Streptophyta, Magnoliopsida, Brassicales, Brassicaceae. Bases 1 to 813 code for a protein of 270 amino acids. The record is from RefSeq and is a predicted model, not a curated record. The transcript is spliced from 2 exons.
AUGGCUCGUUGCAGUAACAGCCUCGUAGGAAUACUAAACUUCCUCGUCUUCCUCCUCUCGAUUCCGAUUCUCGCCGGAGGAAUCUGGCUCAGCCUUAAUGCCACGACGCAGUGCGAGAGAUUCCUCGACAAACCAAUGAUCGCUCUCGGCGUUUUCCUCAUGAUUGUAGCGAUCGCAGGAGUCGUCGGAUCUUGCUGCAGAGUGACGUGGCUCCUCUGGUUCUACCUCUUCGUGAUGUUCUUCUUGAUCCUCAUCGUCCUCUGUUUCACCAUCUUCGCGUUCGUCGUCACUAGUAAAGGCUCCGGCGAAACUAUCCCUGGAAAGGCUUAUAAGGAGUAUAGGCUCGAGGCUUACUCCGAUUGGUUGCAGAAGCAUGUGAACAACGGUAAGCAUUGGAACAACAUUAGAAGCUGUCUUUACGAGAACAAGUUCUGUGCUCGCUUGGAGUUUUUCUCGGGACGUGUCCCUGUUUCUGCCUUCUAUAAAAAGGAUCUCACUGCUCUUGAGUCUGGUUGCUGCAAGCCCUCUAAUGACUGUAACUUCAUCUACAUAAGCCCAACGACAUGGAACAAAACAGGAGGAACACAUAAAAACCCAGAUUGCCAACUUUGGGACAGCGACAUCGAUAAGCUCUGCUACAAUUGCCAAGCCUGCAAGGCUGGUUUUCUCAACAACCUCAAGAGCUCAUGGAAAAGAGUUGCUAUUGUCAACAUCAUCUUCCUUGUUAUCCUCAUUAUCGUCUACGCUAUAGGAUGUUGCGCCGUCAAGAACAACAAGAGAGAAGACAAUUAUGCCCGUUCCAAUGGAAUCUAG